Phytophthora infestans T30-4 is the source of this 2181-nucleotide messenger RNA. RefSeq names its product aminotransferase, putative. Bases 1 to 2181 code for a protein of 726 amino acids. The transcript has 3 exons. The record is from RefSeq and is a predicted model, not a curated record. NCBI's taxonomy places the organism in Eukaryota, Oomycota, Peronosporomycetes, Peronosporales, Peronosporaceae.
AUGUUGCGCCACAGUAUUGACGAGAGCUCGCUGCCGCGUCGCAGCCUGCUAGCUGUCAUGCCACCGGCUAAGGAAGGCAAUGAGGACAAGGACUUGCUGUCACCCAGCUCAAUCAACCCGCUGGCACAGACAGACACGUCUUCCAUUGAUCUGGAGGCCGAACGCAUCGAUCGACAGAAGAAGAAAAUCGAAGACGACGAUGACAAACGCGACACCGAGUCGGAGACCUCCUCCAGCUCCAACAGCGUGACCGACGGUCUCACGACCGACAUUGACACGGAGAUCGCUCUUGGUGUCAUGAAGGAGGCCGACCGUCGCAUGACUACGCGCACUUCCGUCGCCACUGACAUCUCCUCGCUUGAUGUGCAGUUGCUGCAUGAUAUUGCCGAAAACAUGAUCGGACGUAACAUCCCAUUCGUGACGCCGUUUGGCACCAAGGCCCAGUGUUACGCCGACUACACAGCCAGUGGCAAGGCCAUCGAGAGCAUCGAGACUUUUAUCCGCAACGAGGUGAUGCCUACGUACGGCAACACGCACACCACCACGUCGGUCACGGGUCUCCAGACCACCUCGUUCCGUGAAGAGGCUCGCCAGAUUAUUGGUAAGGCUGUAAACGCUCGUCUCCAUGGCACCGGGGCUCGUGACAUCGUCGUGUUCACUGGUCAAGGUUGCACUAGUGCAAUUAACAAAUUCAUUACUGCUCUUGGUCUUAAAACGAUGCGACGCCAUCAUCGUCCGAACAAGCGCCCGGUCGUCUUCACAUGCCCCUUCUCGCACCACUCCAAUUUGUUGCCGUGGCGUGAGCUGUACGCGGUUGACGUGGUUGAGAUUCCCGAGGCCAAGAGCGGCGGCCUCGACUUGAAGGAGCUGGAGCGUCAACUUCAAAGCUUCAAGAACCGUGACCUCAAGAUCGACCCCGCCGCAUACAAGGACGCAGUGUUCUUCUCUGGUCACAAGUUCGUGGGUGGACCUGGCUCCCCGGGUGUCUUGGUAGUGAAGAAAAACUUGAUGAGCAACGAGGUGCCCACCAUGCCUGGUGGCGGCACCGUGCUGUUCGUUACUGAAAAAGCCCACAGCUACCUUGCUAACAAGGUAGAACGCGAGGAGGGCGGUACCCCUGACAUUGUGGGAAGUAUCCGUCUUGGCCUUGCUUUCGAGCUCAAGCAACGUGUCGGUCCCAAGAACAUCAUGGACCUGGAACGCCAGCACGUACAUCACGUCCGUGAGGUGCUCGGCAAGAACGAGAACAUCAUUCUGCUCGGCCACGACAAUGUGGACCAGCUGCCGGUCUUCUCGUUCCUCGUUCGCUUCGGCGACCGCUUCCUGCACCACAACUUUGUGUGCGCUCUACUGAACGACCUGUUCGGUAUCCAAGCCCGCGGUGGCUGUCAGUGUGCCGGGCCGUUCGGUGCUCGUUUGCUUGGUCUCAGCCGUGAGCAUAUCACUGAUCUGGGCUACGCUGUUGUGGCCAAGGACGAGGUGCUGAAGCCAGGUGUCGCCCGGAUGAGCUUCCCGUACUUUGCCGACGAAGAGGAGGUCGAGUACAUUCUCGACGCCGUAAAGUUCGUUGCCGAUCACGGCUGGAAAUUCCUGCCCAAGUACGAGUAUGACCCUCACAACGGAGCGUGGCGUCACGUUUCGCGUGCCACCGCCCCCUUUCCGGCUAAGAAAUUUUUAGCCAGCAUGCAGCUCGACGAUCUGGACACCGUGCGCCAGUCUGUGUGUACGGCGCCUAUUUGCAGCAUUGCUGAUCACCGCCGUGAGAACUUGGAACAGGCUGUGGCUCUGGCGGACGCCUGCAUUGAGGAGGCCGUGUCACUCGAGGAGUUCCCUGAGGGCCAAAGGCUGGUCCCUGCCCACGAGUGGCUUCGCUGGUUCGUGUACCCGCACGAGGCCGUGGCCACGUUCAAGGAAACGGGCAAGAAGAUGGCGCUUACGGAAAGUAUCGAGGGCCCGUGCCAACCACAGCGUUACCUGGACGGCUCGGUCCACAAUAUAUGGGAGGGCGUGCCGUCCUUAGGAACGAUGAAGAGGAGUCUGAUGGGACGCUUUGUGCUCAAGAUGUUCAUGCAGACCGAGUUGGAAGCCAUGAAGGACAAGAGGACAGACGCGGAGAAGAGCGUGUUGAACGAUGAGGAAGUGAUGUGUGCCGUUUUCGGCGGCUCACAGAAGUGUCAGUAA